Messenger RNA from Sporothrix brasiliensis 5110, 2151 nucleotides. RefSeq lists its product as uncharacterized. The transcript has 2 exons. Bases 1 to 2151 code for a protein of 716 amino acids. NCBI's taxonomy places the organism in Eukaryota, Fungi, Ascomycota, Sordariomycetes, Ophiostomatales, Ophiostomataceae. The record is from RefSeq and is a predicted model, not a curated record.
AUGGCUUCCGCUGCAGCCAGUCGCGAGACGGCAGGCACGACCCUGGCGAGCCAAAAUGCGGGUCCCCUAUUCUCAACCGUCUUCAACACGACGUCAACCACGGACUCGACCACGACCACAUACACGACGUACACGGACAACGUGCCGUCCCACGCACCACCGUCCGCCAACUCCACCGCCGCUUAUACGUACGCAUCCUCCUCUGCGCAGCCUCGACCACGGCCGACGACCAGUGCCGGCGAAGCCUUCCGCACCGUCCAACCGUCAUCCUCGUUCUCCCCCUUUUCCUCCGCUUCCGCCUCAUCCUUUGUGCCUCAACGGGAACCGCCCUCAAUUCCCCCACCACCACUCCCGGCCGUCCCCUUUGUACCGCCUGUAUCAACCGGCAGCGGAACCACUAGCAGCGAGCGCCACAAGCCCAACGUCCUGACCAAGGAGCGCCGGCCAUCCCUGAGCAAAAAGGCCUCGUUCACACGCAGCCGCGGCUCGACCUUGACGUCGACCAACUCUACAUCCACGUCCGCAUCCACGUCUGCUUCCACAUCCACUACCAACGGCACCAGAAGCUCCGGCAUCGGCUCCCUGUUCCACCACCAGCGCCACAAGAGCGCCAGCAGCAUUGCUUUUGGCAGCAGCAACGACAAUCCGAAAAAGGGGAACGUGGGACACGCUGAAGGCGUCAGCUACAUCGUCAGCACCAACACCGCAGACACCUGGCCGCCACCCCUACCGUCCGACUGGGCCUCAGCCACUGCAUCGGCCACAGAGCGCAUCUCUGCGUCGCCCAACAUCCACGUCGUUCCGUCGAGCAGUCCAAACGCGUCGCCCGUCAAGACCUGGUCCACAUUUACGACCGCCACUUUGUCCUCCUCGACGACUGCUACCACGAUUGUGCCGACCAGCCCGGUCACAACCUCUUAUUUUACGCACAAUUUUACACAUCCAUCUGCUUCGGCCCCAAACAAAAUGCUCAGCGGGGUCCUCUCAACGCCCGCCACCACUGGACUGGGUCUCUCCGUUCCGACCGGCUCCAGUCCGAACUCGGCCGUCGUGGCCGCGUCCUCUGACGGCGCAGUGCUGUACCAUCACAUCCAGGAGAUGGUUAACAAGCGCAUUUCCACGUUGGACUAUCUACGGAAGGCAUACGAGGGCCGUGUCUACUGGUUCAACACGCUGCGUUUCGACCGCCCCGACAUCAACCGCAUGUCCUACUUUGACACCCGCCGCCUCAGCCGCCGCGCCACCAACUACUUGCUGCUCGGCCUGUCGGUGCCUGCCGUCGUCGACCUCAACUCGGCCAACGUCAUUGAGCUGCUCCGAAGCCUGGGGGCCCUGAUGACCGAGUUCGAGUCGUUCCAGCAGCUGCACUCUGAACCCGGCUCGGGCAGCGGCGCCGGCUCGCUGUCCCGGGCCGCACGCCUGCCCAACAUGUUCCGGCGCACGCCCGGGUCCAAGGUGCGGCGCACGAGCAGCAGCGCGGCGUCGGGGUCCAACGAUUUCGGGAGCAGUUUUGACGGCAGCAUGUCGACGGCUGGUGCCAGCAGCGGCGCAUCGGGGGCCGCCAACAUGGUGCCUCCCUCGUCGUCGGGCGGCGGCAGCAGUUCGGGGUUGGCCGACGGCCUUGGCGGCAGCGCCCUGACCCUCGUCAACAGCGAGAGCGCCGGCAGUGUCCAUGCCGGCGCCAACGGCGGGAACGGCGGCGUGCCGCCGCUGCCGAGCGGCGCUGCUGCGCUGAGCAAUUCCAGCGUCGGCGGGCUGGGUGGCCUGAGCGGCGGCAUCGGCACGUCGUCCAUGACCGGCUACGUCACCUCGACCGCGUUUGCCACCUACUACGACAACAACACCGACCUGCUGCCUGGCGAGGAGUACACGUUUUUGCUCACGCCCAGCCUGCCCUUUGACCCAGACUUUUUCGAGACCUUUUCCACGCUCUGCGACGUCCUCAUUGACAGCUACCAGCGUAUCCUGAGUCUCAUGGUGUCGCCCCGCGACUGCACGCCGCUCGUUUUGGAGCUGUUCAGCAAGGCGGACGCGCGUGUUCGCAAGCUGCUGGUGCAGAACGUGGUCAAGGAGUUCGAGGACCACAGCCGCGGGGGCGUCAAGAUGGAGGUCGCCAAUGUGGGCAAAGUUGUCCUGAGUGGGUUAAUGUGA